Paramecium octaurelia is the source of this 1111-nucleotide messenger RNA. The record is from the annotation of a GenBank genome assembly. NCBI's taxonomy places the organism in Eukaryota, Ciliophora, Oligohymenophorea, Peniculida, Parameciidae.
AUGUUUGGAAACCCUCCAGGAAGCAAUAAUGCUCCAACAUAACAAUAAGGUAACCUAACUUCUUCAAUUUUCAACAACCCUGCACCUACCAACAACUUAUUUGGCCAAAAUCAAAAUCCCUUGGGAUAAUAGUAACAACCAUAAGGAAUUUUUGGAUAAUCACAAUAGUUCAAUACUUUUGGAAACAACAACCAAUAAUAAACUGGAAUAUUUGGAUAGCCUUAAUAACAAUAACCACUUUUAGGAUAAUAGCAAUAAACAUUAUUAACAGGAUAAUAGCCAUAAACAACUUCAUUAUUAGGAUAACCGCAAUAAUAAGUACCACAAUUAGGAUAAACCUAAUAAAACAAUUUACUUGGAUAACCACAAUAAUAACAACCCUUAGGUUUAGGAUAAUAACCAUAACAAACUCAACCAACUGCAUAAUAGCAACCUGCAUAACCCAAAAACUAUACAUUAAAUUAAAUUAAUUAACAAACUAAAUUACAUAUUGAAAACUUGACUAAAGCAAUAGCAAACAAAGAGAAGAUAGAUAAAAAUUAAAAGAAUUUAUAACUAAUUGAGAAAAACUCAUUGAAAAAUAUCUAGCAAUAAUAAUAGCCAGUUACUACACUUGGAAUAAAUUCCAAUCCAUAAUAAUAAGUGCAAAGAAUUUUAGUGAAAGGGGAUCGCAGAAAUCAUACAUAGAAGGUUGAAAAUUAUUAUAAUGAAUGGAAUAAAGUAUUUUUGAAUAUCAGCAAAAAAUAAGAUGAAACUCAUGCCUAAUUAAUUGCCCUAGUCGAUUAACUUACUUAAUAAGAUACAUCUUUUGGUAUUAUUGCUAUUACUAUAUAAUUAUAGAUAUAGAUGAAGAAUCACUCAUUGACUCCAUUAAAUAAUUGGGCAAGGAUUUGGAUGGCUUGGAACGUAAAAUCAAUUACGUAGUUAAGAUAUAAGAGAAAAUCCUAGGGUUGGAAAAGGAGGAGUCUGAAUGGGAUCAGAUUGUCAAUAAUUUAAGCGAAUGUUUGUUGCACUUGGAUUAAUAAACUGUAUAUACCAAUCUUAUUCUUAGAAAGAAGUGGAGGAUUUAUUGCUAUAAGCAGAAAAGCAUCCUAAAGUGCAAAAUAAAUGA